GCAGGGACUGGGAGAGAAGAGCGCCUUAGCUUCCUUGCAGGAUAUAUUUGUUUGUUGAAUUUUUUUUCUUUUUUCUUUUCUAUUUUUUUUUAAAAAAGCAUUCCUUUCCGAAUGUGUGCGACUUGGCCGGAAUUUUUUCCACUUGCAAGGGUUUGCAUUUCUCCGUUUUGCAUGACGUGUCUUGGAGGAAAAAAAAGCCCUGCUUUGUGUGUUUGUGGAAAUAAAGCGAGCUGGAAUAGGAGGCGGGUGCCAGUUGCUGUUGUGGGCUGGACUGGCCACGGAAGGAGCAGUCUACACUUAAGAAGUGUGGAUUCUGUGAGGGCCACUAUGCAUCUUUACCGUCACCACACCUUGAUGGAAAAUACCCAGUGACGGGCGGCAUCUCAUUGCAAUUAAAUACAUGUGUUGUUGGAGCUGAGAUCUUUCUUGAUUGUGUCCGACAGCUUCCACUGGAAAGUUAUAACUCAUUGUUUCCGAACUGGCUGGAUGUUGCUUGUCAACCUCGCAAAUGGAUUCUGUCGUGAAUCUUCCACUUUGAGACGUUCUUGAGGAGAGACUCCUGCUUUGGCUUCUGUCGGCUUUUCUGAUGGUCGUCUGCUUCCUUGGGGAUUUUCUUUGUAGCAGCUAACAGUGUCCAGCAGCUCCUUUGGCGGUGUUACAGGAGUGACCCUUCCGAGUGUUGUCUGUUGGAAUUGGAGCUGCUUAGGCGCUUGACAGAGUUGAAGCCAGCCGGGGGGGGGACGUCUUUGUGGUCCUCAUCUGGGCAAUGGAUGGCCCACGGGCUUGUGGGCUCCGGAAAAAGAGGAGGUCGAGGUCAGAAAGGGACAGGGAAAGGAGGUCUAAAGGAAUAAGGAACAACCAUGUCAGGGCCGCUGUCCCACACUCUUCUUCCGAAUCCGAGAGGGAGGCAGGAAGGAACCCUUCGUCGUCGCGUCCCAGGCCUCCAAGAAGGAAAAGAAAAGAGUCUUCCUCAGCUGAGGAAGACAUCAUAGAUGGGUUUUCUAUAGCCAGCUUUGUUACCCUGGAGGCUUUAGAGAAGGACGUUGCUCUGAAACCUCAGGAGCGCCUGGAGAGACAGCCCAGGACCCUCCACAAGAAGAAACCCAGCGAAGUGCCCCAUGAGCUGAGCUAUCAGCACCGGAGGACCAGACUGCACGACAUCUCGGACCAGGAGAAUGACCAGAACCUGGGACAGCGCCAGAACAAGAGGAAGAAGAUUCAGAAGAAAAAACGAAAGUUGAAGCCGGGACAGAACAACUGCAAGGACAGCGACAGUGAGAGCGUCAGCGGAGAUUCCAAGCGUUCCCUGUGGAGCAGCCCCCGGGAGAGGCUCAGUGACAGCUCCGCUUCUUCCAGCUUGGGUACAGGCUACUUUUGUGACAGCGAGAGUGACCAAGAAGAAAAGGGUUCCGAUGCCAGCUCGGAGAAACUCUUCAGCACAGCUGCAAGUAAAGUUACGGAUUUCAGCGUCGAUGCGCUUACCACAAAUGACAGCCAAGAAGCAAGAGCGCUGGGUGUCCCCAAGGUGUCUGGCUUAGAGAGAAGCCAGGAGAAGAGCCAGGAGAGCUGCAAAGACACCCCCCUGCUGGUCCCGGCGCUGCCAAAGGAGCCGCCCCCGGAGGCCCAGCCUGUGGCCCGUCGCUCGGUGGAGCCUCAGGCCGAGCUCCCUCCCCCCGCCCCGGCUCAGGCCCCGGCCCCCGAGCCCGUCUUCCGGCCCCAGUCUCCGGCCUCCCUGCCCGGCCCCCGGGCCCCAGAACAACCUCGCUCGGCUCCUCCACAGCCUCCACUCCAGCCUCAACUGCAGCCUGAGCCCCCGUCUCACCCUCGCCCCUCCCUGCCCCCCCAUCCCCACCCGCAGGCCCACUCUCCCGUACUCCCAGCCCAGCAGAGUCUGCCUCCCGCCCAGCCUCGGCCUCCCUCUCGCAGUCUCCAAAGGCCUCUGUCUGCGUACAGUAGCAGCCUCAACAGCAUAAGCAGCCGAAGCAGCACCCCGGGCAAGCCUCACGUGGCACCCCCUCCCCCCUCCCACAUACCCCACCACCCGCCCGCCCCGGCCUUCCCCCUGCCCCUCCCCAACCAGAGCGCGCCCCACAGCUUCCCCCCCGCCCUCCAGCCGUCGCCACACCCCCACCACCCCAAUAUGUUCGCGCCUCCAGCGGCCCUGCCCCCACCUCCACCACUCACGUCAAGCACCCUUCCGGUCCCCGGACACCCAGCUGGGAGUGCCUACUCAGAACAAGACCUGCUGCGCCAGGAGCUCAACACCCGCUUUCUAGCCUCGCAGAGCGCCGACCGAGGGGCGUCGCUGGGACCUCCGCCGUACCUGAGGACCGAGUUCCACCAGCACCAGCACCAGCACCAGCACACCCACCAGCACACCCACCAGCACACCUUCACGCCGUUCCCCCACGCCAUCCCGCCCACCGCCAUCAUGCCCACCCCUGCACCGCCCAUGGUGCGUACCCCAGCCAGAAAUUUUGACAAAUACCCAACAAAAGUUGAUCCAUUCUACAGGCACAGUCUGUUCCACUCCUACCCUCCAGCUGUGUCCGGAAUUCCACCGAUGAUCCCACCUACCGGGCCCUUCGGUUCACUGCAGGGAGCAUUUCAGCCUAAGACUUCUAAUCCAAUGGAUGUUGCAUCCAGACCUGGUACAGUUCCUCACACGCUCCUACAGAAGGACCCCAGGCUGACUGAUCCUUUCCGGCCCAUAUUGAGGAAACCUGGAAAGUGGUGUGCCAUGCAUGUCCACAUUGCUUGGCAGAUUUAUCAUCAUCAACAGAAAGUAAAGUUUUCCUUUUUCCAGCAGCAGAUGCAGGUGGACCCACACAAGCUGGACUUCGGGCUCAAGCCAGAGUUUCUGAGCCGACCUCCCGGCCCCAGCCUGUUCGGGGCGAUACACCACCCUCACGACCUGGCUCGGCCCGCCACGCUCUUCUCUGCUGCAGGUUCCACUCAUCCUUCAGCCACCCCCUUCGGACACCCACCCCACCAUCCCGGCAACUUCCUCAACCCAGCUGCACACUUAGAGCCAUUCAGUCGGCCAGGUUCAUUUGGAAGUCUGGCUACUUUAAGUUCUGCUGCCUUUGGUGGACUGGGAAACCCUGCACUUACUCCCAACUCUAUGUUCGGCCACAAAGACAACUCCAACUCUCAGAACUUCAGCAACACCCACGAACCCUGGAACCGGCUGCACCGGACACCCCCUUCUUUCCCAACCCCUCCACCCUGGCUGAAACCAGGAGACCCCGAGAGGAGCUCGUCAGCGGCGGCCCACGAGCGGGACAGAGAGGCGGACAAAAGAGACGCCGCUCCCAGCAAGGAUGACAAAGAAAGGGACACCACUGAAAAGCGACACCACAGCCACCCCUCUCCAGCGGCUGUCAACCCCCUGAGUCACAGCCGGUCCUCGACCGAGCCCCCCAGAAGCCACCUGCCCAGCGAUGUCCGCGAGAAGGAGAAAGCCAAAGAGAGGGAGAGGGACCACUCCGACUCCUGGAAGGAGAACAACUCCGAGGAGCACAAGCUGAAGGAAAGCCACGCCCCCGAAAAGGAGGCGCCCGUCGGCCACGACGGCCGGGCCGGGGAUGAGGGCAAGCCGGUGAACAGGGUGACGUCUCCCUACGUCAGGCCGCCUGGGCUGGAGAACACGAGGUCCAACUGCAGCCUGAGCCGGGAGGCGGAGAAGAAGAGCGAGCCGCCCUACGAGCACCAGAAGAAGAACGAGGUCAAGGUGAAGGAGGAGCGCAAGGAGGAUCAGGAGGCUCCCAGCGAAGGCCCUCCGACGCACAGGCCGAACGAGCACUCCCAAGUAACGUCCGCCCCCAGCAUCCACCCCCCUUCUUCCAUGUCUUCCAUGCCGAUGCCCAUGGGCAUGGCUGGUGUGCACCCAAUGAACAGCAUCAGCAGCCUAGAGAGGACUCGAGUGGUGGCGCCAUUUAUGGGCAUCAGCCCCAUUCCUGGCGCCGAGCGUUUCCCCUACCCUGCGUUUCACUGGGACCCCAUGAGAGACACACUCAGGGACCCUUACAGAGGUCUUGACAUCCACCGUAGAGACCCGCUGGCCAGAGACUUCCUGCUGCGGAAUGACCCCCUGCACCGGCUGGCCGCACCCAGGCUGUACGAAGCUGAUCGGUCGUACAGGGACCGGGAGCCUCAUGAUUACAACAGAGAUCAUCCCCACCCUCUGGCCCUAGAGCAGCGCAGGGAGCACGAGCGAGCUGGCCACAUGGACGAGCGAGAGAGGCUGCACAUGCUCAGAGAGGACUACGAGCAUGGGCGGCUGCACCACAUGCACCCAGCUGCCCUGGAUGGUCAUUUGCCCCACCCCGGCCUCAUGACGCCUGGUCUUCCCAGCAUGCACUAUCCUAGGGUCAGCCCCUCCUCCAUGCACCAGAAUGGCAUUCUCAACAAGACACCCCCCACUGCCUCUCUGAGCGCACCCCCCCCUCUGAUCCCCACAUUGGGUGCCAGGCCCAACUCUCCAAGAAGGACUACGCCCUUGACCACAGACAUUAGGGACAGACCUCCCUCUCACACUCACAAAGACAUUGAAGCGCGGUAAGCACCGCUGAAGACAGAAGCCCAUACUGCGUGCCCAGUGACUGAACUUUACAAAGCACUUAGUACCGGGCAGCCCCGCGUGUGUGUGUGUAACCAUGUAGAAAUCCGAAUGACUCUUUUUUUUGUAAACUAAAAACAUUUACAGAUGUUUUAGCCAACUUGCUCUUAUGUUUUUGUGAGUAUCCUUUUAUCUGUACAGAAAGCUUUGUUCUUCAGGAAUCGGGAGAUCUGCAGAACAAAACAAAAAAAGUACAAAUUUUGAUGGCACCCUGCGAAAGAUGGUUCUUUGGAAUAUACAGGUAAUUACAAAAAAAACGCUGAGGGAAGCAGCAGGCUUUGUAGAUAUCUCUGUACAGAAAACGUGCCUGCAUCUUUGGAAAAAGGUACAUAUAUGCAAAGGGUGUAAUGAAAGCUUUACUUUGUAUAAAUGUAGAUAGAGGACUGAAAUAAUGGGAUUAGAGAACUUCUUACUUUGUGCUAUUUGCAGAUUUUAUUAUUUGUUAACACAGCCUGCUUGCGCUGUGCAAGGUAAGUGUCGUUUCACAGAUCAUCCCCCUCCAACUAUGCAAUGAAUGUUUUGGCUUUUAUCUCAAAAGCCAGCAUUUUACAAAGGAGCCUUUUCACUAUCCAAACUUAUCCAAACAAAGUCGUAUUCUCUCCACAAUCAGAAUGGCCUCACUUUUUUUUUGUUAGCGUCAGUACAAUGUUUAUUGAAGUAUGGUUUCCUCAUUGCUCCGUAAAAAAGGAGGCAAAACAAUAUGGUAUUUGCUGAGAAAAUGCCGUACGUUUGCUGGUGACAAUCCUUAAACCUUUUUUUUAACAAAAAUUGAUAAUCCCGUCAGCACCAACAACUUCAAAAAUCAAACCAAGUUUUGCUUCUCUAUGUAACAUCAGUUGAUGCAUUCUAUUUGGAGAGAAGGCAACUUAAAAAAGCAAAAACAACCGAACACAUUUCUUUUGAAGGAGUGUAAAGUAUGUGUAUGAAAAAUAAAAUUAGUUCCGUUGUUCUAACAGUGUAUCAAAGUGCUAUCCUAAGUUGUUGUAUCUACUACAAAAAGACAAGAAAACAGCAAAGUCCAAAACUGGGCGGUUUGUUUCUAAUGAGCAGAGAUCUAUUUUAGUAGUCACCUGAAGGUUUAGUUGUGCGCUUCAAACUAUGUGAAAUACAGAUGUCGUGCUGUGUUUUUUAACGAACAAAAAAAUAAAAUGUACACUGGAACAGUAGUGUUAGUUAAUGAGUAUUGCAAAGAGAUUGUUAUUAACAAAACUUUUUUGCUGUUUAUCAUGUACGUAAAUGAAGUCCUUUCUAGAUCAGAUGUAAAAAGAAAAGUGAAGCGACUCUGAAUCUUCAGCAUGUUCCUCAUUAAAAAAAAAUCUUGUGUUAUGUAAAUUGUGCCAUGUUAUUAAAAAAUGUGAACUAAAUCUA
This is a messenger RNA of Lepisosteus oculatus (spotted gar), 5989 nucleotides long. The record is from RefSeq and is a predicted model, not a curated record. NCBI's taxonomy places the organism in Eukaryota, Metazoa, Chordata, Actinopteri, Semionotiformes, Lepisosteidae.